Mandrillus leucophaeus (drill) is the source of this 549-nucleotide messenger RNA. RefSeq lists its product as uncharacterized. Lineage: Eukaryota; Metazoa; Chordata; Mammalia; Primates; Cercopithecidae. The record is from RefSeq and is a predicted model, not a curated record. The coding region runs from base 106 to 471 and encodes 121 amino acids. The transcript has a single exon.
AGUAGAUGCAAUUCACAGAAAAAAAGAAAGGAUUCUAUUUACCCUUUUUAUAUUUGAACUUUCAUAGACUUUUUCUUCCCUUACCUACUGCAGCAAAAAAUCGCCAUGUACCAACCUAUCCAGACUUACCCAUGGAUGAGUCUAUCUGGAAGACAGGAGUUUCGAUGCUUGUCUUGUUCUGAAUGUCUGCUUGUCACCUGCUUAGGGUUAUCGACUGUGAUUCUGGGACUCGUUGUUGUUCUACAGGACCCCUCUGACUCUGUGGUUUUCUCUACGGGAUUAACAAUGAUAGCCAUAGGUGCUUUUUUCAUUGUCCUCACUGGAGUGACAGCCCUGUGUACAGUUACAGUCGACGAGAACUUGCAGAAAACCACGAGGCUAAGACUAGGAAUGAUACGAAAAAGUGGAAGUCUCCAAGGAACUACAGCGCCUUCCACGACUCACUCAGUCAUUGCCAGCACCUCGCUGUAGCUGUACAUGGAACCCUGGCCUCUUGGUCUUUGGAGCUGAGUCUCCUGAGCAUUGUUUUUAAAUAAAAAUAAAAUCUGG